Salvelinus namaycush (lake trout) is the source of this 3572-nucleotide messenger RNA. RefSeq names its product tumor protein p53-inducible protein 13-like. Lineage: Eukaryota; Metazoa; Chordata; Actinopteri; Salmoniformes; Salmonidae. The record is from RefSeq and is a predicted model, not a curated record. Gene Ontology annotation, cellular component: cytoplasm. The transcript has 9 exons. The coding region runs from base 327 to 1835 and encodes 502 amino acids.
UCUAACGUGAAUCGUAUGGUAAAGAAAAAAAGAGCUUCGAAUACUGUAUUUUGUCGGAUACCCCUUUGCUGUAACAGCAUCAAUGCCUCGCUUUGCACUGGAUGUUUGCGCUCAGUGCCAGCAGAGAGGGCUUUUGCAGUAGCUCGCACCGAUGGUUCUAGACGUGGGAGCUACAGGAAUGGGAUGAUCCACAUGUUAACUAAUAGUUGUUGUUUUUUUAAAAAGGAUGUAUUUUUUUAAAGAGAUUACUUCAAACGAUACAUCCAUGAAGAUGUAUCUCCGUGACUCGCUGUGACUCGCGCUCUAUGUCCAUUGUGUGAAGAAGAAUGUCUCCACCGCUGUCGACUCUGCUGUCCGGGCUGUGGCUGUGCUUGGUUCUGUCCGGUGCUGCUAGGCCGAUGUGGAAAGCUUGUGACAAUGGCAAGCUCUUGCUGGGGAGAGACCUGCCCCCGUCAGUUGUGUGGAGCUGUCCUGUGAUUUCCUGGCCAGAGUCCACUACCCAGAAGAUUCCUAGCAUUGACACAAAGUAUCCCCCACAGCGGAUCGAGCACGUCUGCAUGGACACACCCAUCACAUACAAUCACACUAUCCCCAACAGUGGUGCUCACCGGACUGUAGGGGCAGAGAGUGGAGAGUACCUGUACUGCCCCCCUCAACGCUGGCUCAACAACCUGCAGCAUGGAGCAACAGUGUUGCUGUACCAUCCGUGUGCUCCUGUUCGUCAGCGUGACCUGCUGUCUGUCCUGGGCCACCGCUGUCUGUCUGACUACAUCAUAACGCCACACCCUGACCUCAGCAAACACAGACCGUUAGCGCUGGUGUCCUGGGGUCGCACGCUGGAGCUGUCCCAGGUGACCACGUCGGAGGUCUGUGAUUGGCUGCAGUUGACAGCGGCACACGGGAACCGUGGCGACGUGGAUCAAAGCAGACAGUAUAACUUGCUGUUGACCCAUCCUGCAGAUCACAAACACGCAUGCCCAAAGCUAAAGUCUCUGAGGCAGUGCUGUGAGGAGACCCUCUCUCUUCUGGAUGGAUGGUUGGAGGUGACAGACUGGGGGAGAGGGAGGGUCCGCAAGAGCCGAGCUGCACUCAGGAAGGAGGGGAAGGAGAAAGAGAGACGGACCACCCUGGACAGAACCGAGCCGAACAGAGUCCAGAAACAUGGAACCACACUCCAACCUGAAGCACAGGGCCAAGCCACAGUGAGGGCUACACAGGGAGGCACGGACCGAGGACUCAAAGUGACUCAACCUCACCGCAUAGAAAAUGACACUAAUGAAAAAGAUCCCAGAGGCAAAGUGAGAGAAACAGACUGGGUGAACCAGAACGAAGCAGAGGACAAGAGCAGCAGACACGAGGGAGAGACACAGCCCCGUAACUCUCCAACCAAGAGGAAAAAGCCUCUGUCUCAGAGUCAGCCCAAACAGCUGGCUGUCACUCAGGCAAACAGCCAGGACAGGAGAGCAGACUGUGAUGUUAGGGUGGGCCACUGCGAGUACACUGAGACCGUAGCUCCGCUAGGAGGCGCCGUGGCUGGACCCGGUGACAGGAUGCUGCCCACUCCGCGGACAGACGAGGCGGUGUGGGCGGCGGCGGCGUUGGGCUUCCUCCUGGUGCUGCUGGUGCUGUCCGUGCUGCACACACGCCUCUACCGCCACUGGCGCACAACGCCCAGCAUGUACUGGCACGACCCCAAGCAGGACUACGACAGGGUGGCAGAUGUGAUCCACAGGAGGCUGAAGAUGCCAGGGAGGAGGAAGAGGAGGGCAUCCAAGAGCCGAAGACAGGAGUGUGCCCUCCUACCACCCAGCUCCAGCACAGAGGAGGACGAGUAGAAACAGGUCUCUCUCAUUCCUCUCUCCCUCCAUCUGUUUAUUAUAUCCAUAUUGUCUUUACCCUGUGAGAAGAGAAGAAAGAGGAGAGGACAUUGGGACCUAAAAGCAGGGUACUCCUACUGGCCUAAUAACAUUGCUAUGCUGAAGAAACAUUUUAUGGAUUUUUUUUUGUGUAACGAGACCUCAAACAGGUACAUCUUCUAUUGCUGGUACUUAAGAAGGAAUAUUUUAGUAUUUUAACUGUCAUACAACACUCCAUAGUACAAAACCCCAUUCAAUCAGAUCACAUUACAGUAGAUCAUUCACAAUCACCACCAAUGACGCCGUUUUACUACACAUUCAAGCCUUUUCUCAUAGGGGCAGAGUCAGACUUAGGAAAUGUACGCCUUUCCUACGCACUUCUAAGUAGUCGAUAUUCAGACUUGCCAUAUGAAGGUGCGCAACAAGGUAUGCAGGUGUGGCUCCCACAAUAAAUUGAAUUCAACCCCAGAAAACCCACCCACUAGGUGGCCGACAGAAUUGACCAGGGAGUUUUCAUUCAAUUCCUUUUUUCCCCCUGUUCAUUUAUUUUAAACAAUCCCUUUGAAUAUGGAUUUGGACAGUGAAGAUAACUUUUUUCAAUUUAGAUCACAUGUUUCAUAUGAGGCGAGAGUACAGAAUGUCACCUUUAACUUGAGGGUAAUUUCUGUUUUCUGUUUUACUGUUUAGAAAUGAAGGGACUAUGUAUCUAUACCACCCAUUUGAAGAAGUAUUUGGACAAAUUCACUUAGUAUAUUAAAGUUGUUAAAAGUUUAGUAUCUGUUGUUGGUAACAAGUGAGAGGUUAGCAUGUUUUGUUGUAGCCUAUGUUACUUUCUCGCUCAUCAUUAUUCAUGAUUCAUUCAUGAUUUGUCUUAAUCAUGACAUCAUCAGGAUUCAUUUGGAAGUGUUCAGAAACAUCUGCUCACAUAGAAAGAAAAUGACUCCAGUUGUCAUUCAUUUCCUAUUGGGCAAAAUAUAAUCUGAAACGCAACCAAAACAAACUGCAAAUGCAUCCAACAAGUUUGUAGAGCCAAAAGCUUGAUGUAGUCUUUAUGUUCAAGGAAUAUGGAACCAAAUACUAAACUUUUGAUUACUUUACACAAAGUGAAUUUGUCCAAAUACUAACGACUUCUUCAAAUGGGGGGACUAAACAUUAAACAUAAUUUCGAAACAUUAAAACAUAUGUAUGAAAAUACCCUCGUGCUGACAUUCUGUACUGUCUCAUAAUGUGAAUCAUUUGAUCUAAAAGCCAGAAUGCUGAAGUAAAUGUGUAGCUUCACUGUCCAAAUACUUAUGGAGGGGAGUACAGUUGCUGUUGUACGCAACCGGCUGUCGGGUGCACUGUGUUGCGGUAGUGGGUACGAGUCCAUCAAAUGCUGUUGUGUGAUAGUAAUAAAUAGUUGUUUUUUUAAGAAUGCAUUGUGAGUUACAGUUUUAAUUAAAUAUAUAAAUGUAUUAUUGCCACACGCCAGAUGGGUGCAGUGAAUCAAGACAUGGACAGAGCAGUGUUGUAUGUUGAUUAUUGCCCGUCUCCUACUACACUACGGCCAGUGUACUCCUAUGAAGCUAUAGUUUGGAAGCUAACUGUUUCAACCACAGAACUAGAGAGGUUCUAUUUUUAUGCUUUGAACAACCACAGGAUAUGAAUUCCCUUGUGCGAGAAAAUGAUUGAACAUUGUUGCUAUGCAGGUAAUGAAACCACUUUGGAGCAGCAAUA